Linnemannia hyalina is the source of this 699-nucleotide messenger RNA. Lineage: Eukaryota; Fungi; Mortierellomycota; Mortierellomycetes; Mortierellales; Mortierellaceae. The record is from the annotation of a GenBank genome assembly.
AUGCCUGAAUUUUGCAAGCAAUUUGGGUUCACACGCGAACAUGACGCACACGCAGCCUUCUCUAGCCUUCUUUCAACAAAUCCGCUGUCCCAGUCCUCUAGAGAUAUCUUGUGGAUAGAGGCCAAUAUUUUGCAAGCAGGCUUCUCCCGACCUCAAGGUGAUCUCAAAGAGUCAUAUGCUCAAUCGUCGACAGCCUCGGAUGCGCUAUUGGAUGCGGAAACCCCUGCUGACGAGUUCGAGCACGAUCAAGACACAGAAUUGCAUCGAUCAGCAGGUACGGCAGCAGGCAGUAAACGGCGACGAGCUAUAUUGGAAGGGGGUCAACAAGAGCGAGAGCAGCCGCGACAGAAAAGGAAGGGUCAACAGCAGCAGCAGCGGUGGCUGCGCAAGAAGGAAGAAGACCUGUCACCUCAAUGUUUCUUCGACGCGGCUACAAUUGUCCUUCCUGGGCUUGAGAUUGAGGGCAUUGACGUUGGAAAGCCGUUCAAGCGACCGCAGGAGGAGGCCGCCGCCGUCAUUAACGAUGUAAACAGGGCAAUGACAUUGUAUCAACUCUCCUUCCAGGCUGGCAUCUAUUUGUGGCAGAACGUUCACACCUCUUAUUUGCCCAAGGACCAUUACGAUAUCGGCAAAGCCAUGGCUUCCGUGGAGUUGCUCAAGACCUUCAAGAUAAAACUGUCGCUGAAAGUCAACCGAUAA